AUGGAAGGGAACCUUCCCAUCUGGGAUGUUGGGCCUGAAGUCGCUAUCAUGGCUGGUUUGACACUCACGAAAACAAGUGCAUCGAUGAGAGCAGUGAUUUCGUGCUACGCAUCCAGAUCAGGAAUUCGUCCACAAUGGCAGCCCAUGACUUCGUCUGGAUAUCAAAAAGGAUUACAGGGUUCAAAUUUACCAACGUACUUAUCUCCUCAGCAGCAGCAAGGAACUGGACGACAAAACGCCACCGGAGCGAUCCAGUACCAACCCCUGAAUCAAGCUAGUGGCGGUUAUAACGGUGCAAACAACGGCUACCAAACUGUGGCCGUUACUGGUUACUCACAGACCGGCACUGGUUACAGCCCUAUUUCCAAUCAGAUUUCAAACCCGUCGGCUGUUCAAACGCCACAGGGCGUUCGAGGAGAGAGUCAGCAAGCCUGGAAUUCUCAGUACAAUGGGGCUAAUGACUAUUUACCCUAUCAAACACCAAAUCCAAACAUGGGCGGCCAUAUCCAAGGAACGUCUUUCCCUCAACAACCGCAACGAGAUGAUCAGACGGGACAGACGAGGACGUAUCAAGUCACAGCUACUUACGACGAUACGCAAAGGCUAGCAGGAUCAUCUUCCACUGGCUGGACGCAAACGACAGCAUCUCCACCUUUUACACAGGCACCGUAUUCGCAAUCCAAUGUCCCAGUUCAGGGAGUCUUUCCCACUGCCCCUAUCAGCAUAUAUCCCGUUCAAUCACCUACCACCAGCAGCGGAACUCAGGGCUAUACAUCUAGUGCAUCUGGAAUGUCCUAUACGACAACGCCUUUUCCAUACAGUUCAACUCAGAACCCAAAUCAGUGGCCCACUUCAACCCAGAACCCAAAUCAGUGGCUCACUUCUCAAGGUGUCAUUAAUCCUAGUCAGGGUCUUUACGGCACCACUGCUACUCAAUCUGAAAGUACCUACCCAGUUGGUUCCCCUCAUCUAGCCAAAGCCAGUACACAAACCAGUACGAUCAGGGGUCAACUCAAAGCACCAUGUACGGUUCCACGUCACCCACUCCUUACAACCCAUCAACAACUCCAAUGCCUACUUUUGGGUUCACUUCACCCAGCCUCCAGUCCUCGUACGACUUUCAAACAAAUGGGCCUCAGAGCUCUUCAAGUUCUCCCUCUUCUUCUUGGUCGACGAGUGGCUUCUCCACGUCGUCCCCGCCGCCUACGCAAUAUGGUCAAACAGGUGGCCCUUCUGGGCAAUCUCAGAGCUCCUCGAUGGGAUUCACUUCACCCACUCAGUACAAUCCUUCAACGACACAAAUGCCCACUGUCGGGUUCACUUCGUCCAGCCAGCAGCCUUCAUACGAUUAUCAAACCAACCGACCUUCAAGCCCUUCAAGUUCUUCCUCUUCUACUUGGUCUACGAGUGGCUUUGCAACAUCGUCUACGCCGCCAAUACAGUACGACCAAACAGGGAGCCCUUCUGGGCAAUAUCAAAGCUCCUCAGUGGGUUUAA
Molecule: messenger RNA, 1497 nt
Organism: Haemonchus placei
Lineage: Eukaryota; Metazoa; Nematoda; Chromadorea; Rhabditida; Trichostrongylidae
Source: the annotation of a GenBank genome assembly